AAAGAUUCAGAUAAAAAAAAGUGGUAAUAAUUUAUUGAAAGUUACAGCAAGGUACUGGCAAAGAAAAGAAAAGAAGCAAACUUUGUUUUAGAGCCGCACCACCAGACUGAAGAGCAGUUCACAAUCAGACCCAGUGACGGGCAUCAGGGUGGACUUUUUCACUUAUAAAUAGCCAGUCUUCUCGCUGAAAGUCUCUUUUGCUGGUGUAGAUCAUAGAGAAGGAUCAGUAUUAAACUGAGUUUGUUUCAUAACCAGUUAACCCUUAAAGUUCCUUGUUGUACUUUUAAACUCUCCUAUGAAGCAUUGAACACACUGAAUUGUAGUUAUCAGCAGAGAUCUUCAUUAAUGUACACCAAUAAGAGGCUGGUGUAUUAACAGAUAAUGAAUGAUAAUAUUGUUAAACACAGAUGUAAUAGUCAAAGUUGAUGUACACUUAACAAUGUCCGUUUAUCUGCUAAAAGUAAAAGUAAAGAUAUCAUGUUAAAAUAAAGACUUAAAAGUAUCUGAUAUUACAUUAACUUGGGUAAUAAAGAGUCAGUCAUACAUAUAUUUAAUGUAUGUGUCGAUCAAUUUAUCGGCUGUAUUUUUCUGAUAAUUGGAGUCAGUGUUUUUAUUUUACAUCUGACUGUUGAUGAAAUAUAUUAAUUCAAACAUGCACUCUUUUAGCUCUGAUACAGCCACGUAAUCUGUCACGUAACGUGUAACUAAAGCUAUUAAAUUAAUGUAGCGAAGUAAAAAGUACAAACAUUGAAAUGUAGAGUGGAGCGAAAGUAUGAAGUAGCAGAAAAGGGAAAUACUCAAAUACAAAUACCUCAAAAUUGUAAAUGUACUUCUUACCUCUUCAUCACUGAUUACGGUGCGUUACAAAAAACAUUAAUCAAGUGUUCAUAAAGAGCUGAUCAGGGAUAAUCAGGGGCGGUUGCCGUUAAGUGUUUUCCAAAAUAAGUGGUGAACAGGUGUUUACACAAUCUCGCAUUUUUGUGGUAUUUCAAAACAUCUGGUCCGGCUCGACCUCAAAAUGUUGGUGAACUGUGGAUUCAUGUGUAAAACCUCAGCACUAACAGACUCAGCUUACAUUCUGUGGGUGGCUCGAGUCGGUAAUGAGCUCAAUGUGUGUUUAUGUGUUUAUGACCGUGUCUGCCUCGGUGUGUAUGCAGUAGUUUAAGUGUUUCUGCAUAUGUGUGUGUGUGUGUGUGUGUGUGUGUGUGUGUGUGUGUGAGUGAGAGGGUGUGUGUGUUACAACAUUGUGUAAUUUUUCAAAACCCAAAAGUAGCGACAGACCACUUUCCCAUCCUGAAACCGCGACUCCCGUUGGGUUCCGUGCUCUGGUGAAACUCCGCUAAAAAUUCUGUGACUUCUCUUUCCCUCUCGUCCGCCGCUCUGUUCUCUCCGUGGCCCGGGCUGCUCUGCCACUGCCUCCUGCACUGUCUCCGCUUACAGAGUGACAUCACUGGAGUUUCCCUUCUGCAGAAGCAGCUGCCACAGCAUAAAUACUACAAGAUCCUUGGCAGAAGUUCACUUCGGCACAAUAGCAACACAAAGAGAGAAGUAUUACUACAGCACUGGACGACACACUACAGCAUACAGCCAAGAGUUCAGUUUGUAGACACUUCUAAACAGCAAGCAGUAACGACAGAGAGCAGACUUGUGCACAGUAUGGUGGCAUACACAACAGCUCCAUGUGACUUGGAGAUGGGUCCUGAGGAGAGGACGGUAGUCUUGAUAGAGAAGAAGUCAGCUACAGGGUGGAUGUGGAAGGUGUCCGUGGCCCUGCUCGUCGCAGCACUUUGUUUCGCAGGCGUCCUGCUGUUUGCUUGGUAUUGGAAUGGCAAGCCAGAAAUUCUGAUACAUUCAGGCCAAACAGAGGCGCUAACCAAGAAUGACCACACUGAGAAAACAGAUCCCCACUCCACGCUGAGGCGCAUCAGCAGCAAAGCCAAGGCAGCCAUCCAUUUAGAAGGGAGCUAUGAUGAAGACGAAGGUUUGAAAGACCAGGUGGAGUGGAAGAACGGUCAAGGCCAGGCGUUUGCUCAGGGCGGCUUCCGACUGGUGGACAACAAGAUCGUGAUCCCACAGACUGGCCUCUACUUCGUCUACAGCCAGGCGUCGUUCAGAGUCUCCUGCAGCGAUGGCGACGAGGAGGGAGCAGGGAGACACCUCACACCUCUCAGCCACACCAUCUCGCGCUUCUCAGAGUCCAUGGGCACUGAUGUGUCUCUGAUGAGCGCGGUGAGGUCGGCGUGCCAGAACACCGCUCACGAGGACAGCUACAGCGAUGGACGGGGCUGGUACAACACCAUCUAUCUGGGCGCCGUGUUUCAGCUGAACAGAGGUGACAGACUGGAGACGGAAACCAACCAGCUGUCAGAGCUGGAGACAGACGAGGGCAAGACCUUCUUUGGUGUGUUUGCACUUUAAAAUGACUGUGAUACUGACAGAGAGGACGCAAAGCCUUGCACAGUGCCAAAAGUUUGGGCUUUUCUGAAAGAUUUUAUUUGAAUUUUUAUUAUUCAUCUUCAUGGUGAUGUAGAAAUGUUGAAAUCUCAAUGGAGAUAACGCUUGUGGCUGAACAGGCGCUGCUGAUUUUUAAAAAUCCUAUAAACUGUAACAGUUUGAAAUGUUAUUUCUAUUUUAGGCACUUUUUGUACAUUAUUUAUGCUGACCUGAGAUUGUAGUAGGCCAGACUCUCUCUGCUGUAUCUGAUGACGACACAGCUCUUCACUGGAGAGUGCAGGUUUUUGAGGAUUAUCUACAGAAUUGUUAUCAUGUACCAGUACAGCCUGUAUGUAUUUAUUUGUAUUUAUUUAUAUUUAAAUUGUUGGGGUAAGGUGUUGAAAGAUUUAUAUUUAUAUGUGCACAUAAACUUAAUUAAA
This is a messenger RNA of Acanthopagrus latus (yellowfin seabream), 2873 nucleotides long. RefSeq names its product tumor necrosis factor b (TNF superfamily, member 2) (gene tnfb). The coding region runs from base 1657 to 2418 and encodes 253 amino acids. The record is from RefSeq and is a predicted model, not a curated record. Gene Ontology annotation, molecular function: tumor necrosis factor receptor binding. The transcript is spliced from 4 exons. Gene Ontology annotation, biological process: immune response. Gene Ontology annotation, cellular component: membrane. Lineage: Eukaryota; Metazoa; Chordata; Actinopteri; Spariformes; Sparidae.